Messenger RNA from Scutellospora calospora, 140 nucleotides. The record is from the annotation of a GenBank genome assembly. NCBI's taxonomy places the organism in Eukaryota, Fungi, Glomeromycota, Glomeromycetes, Diversisporales, Gigasporaceae.
AUAAAAAUAUUACAGAGAAUAACUAUGAACCAAAUAUACUAAAUAUAAGUCAUGAAGAAUUAAGUAAAGAACCUAAUAAAUCUGUGGAUAAUGAAAAUAAUAAAAUUUUAGAAUUAACUCCUUUGAAAGAAUUUGGCUAA